UGGCCGGUGCUGCAAUUCAUGCGCUCUCCGCGCCUCGCUUUUCUCAGUCCUCGAUGCUGGCAGCCUUCGAUCUUCCACUUUGAAUGUUGAAUAUCCUGUGCGUACUUGUCGAAAACAAACCCAUCAUCGGAUGCCCUCUCCUCUUCAGGUUUCGAUCCAUCUUGCUCCAUCAUCUCUCGAUCUUCUCCCGCAGUGGCAUUGCAGCGGAGCUCGCCCUCCGCGUUCAUGAGCGGUGAUGAUUCUGCACCGUCUUUUGAACUCGAAAUCUUGAGCAGGUCGCGACACGGGAAAGGCAGAAAAAAGAGGAGUGCUUGUCAUCUUUCGCUUCUCACUCAUCGCUCGCUUGCCCACCGCCUCUCCCCCUCCUUUUCCUCCGGCCUCUCUGCUCCUGCAAUUCUGUGUCGCCACCGUGUCCUGUUCCCUCUUUAGUCUUCUUGUUCCGGUUGUAUGUGAGUCGAGAGAGGCCCCUCCUCCUCCGUUGUUUCGAUAUUGCAGGACAGGGUGCUUCCGGGUUUUGGGGGGAUAGAUAACAAUGGCGAAGCUGGUGGUGGAAGUUCUCGACGCGAGUGAUCUCGGGCCCCCAAAAGAUAAGAAUGGCUCGGCCAGUACGUACGUGGAAGUAGAAUUCGAUGAGCAGCUUCAGAGGACUCAGACCAAGCCGAGUGACUUUAACCCACAGUGGAAUGAGAAGCUCCUCUUCAACGUGACCACCCCCGCGCAGUUCCCCAACGCCACCAUUGAGGUCGUGGUGUACAAUGACAAGACAGGCGGCGGCGGCGGCGGCCACCACAAGCACUUCCUAGGCCGGGUCAGGAUCUCCGGGGGCUCCGUCGCCUGGUCCGAGUCGCAGGCGAUGGUCCAGAGGUACCCGCUCGACAAGCCGGGGCUCUUUUCGCACACCAGGGGCGACUUGGCACUCAGGAUCUAUGCGAUUCAGGGCUUUUCUGAGCCGUUCGUGGCGAAUGGCGCGGCUUGCGAAGAUGCAGGGAGUCCCCUGCAGGAGGUGAACACCAACAAUCUCGAGGGUGAUCAGGAUUCGGGGGACAAGCAGAAGAAGAAGAAGAAGAAGAAGAAGAAGAAGCAGGAGGAGAAAGAAUUGAGGACAUUUUAUUCCGUUGGGAAUGCUGCUACUGCUACAGAGGGUCCGGCAAACCCUCCUCCUAUGGCCCCAGGAUAUGCAUUUCAGGCACCACCCAACGUGCAGAUGAGGGCUGAUUUUGCCAAAGCAUCAGCACCUCCAGCAAAUGUGAUGCACAUGCAGGUGCCGAGGCAGAAGCCGGAGUUCGGGCUGGUGGAGACCCCGCGUCCUCCGGUCGGAGCCUGGACGCGAUUCAGAGGAGGGGAUAAGAUGGCGAGUACUUACGACCUGGUAGAGGAGAUGCAUUUUCUGUAUGUGAGUGUGGUUAAGGCCAGGGGCCUUCCUGUCAUGGAUGUUACAGGGAGCCUUGACCCGUAUGUGGAGGUGAAGCUAGGGAACUACAAAGGGGUGACCAGGCACUUGGAGAAGAACCAAAACCCAGUGUGGCAUCAGACUUUCGCGUUCUCCAGGGAGCGGAUGCAGUCGAAUUUUCUGGAAAUCACUGUCAAGGACAAGGACUUCGGGAAGGAUGAUUUUGCGGGUAAGGUCGUGUUCGACACCCAUGAAGUGCCUCGUCGAGUGCCGCCCGAUAGCCCGUUGGCGCCUCAGUGGUACAGACUGGAGACCAGGAAAGGAGAGAAGAGCCACGGAGAGAUCAUGCUCGCGGUUUGGAUGGGGACGCAGGCGGAUGAGUCGUUUCCUGAAGCGUGGCACUCCGAUGCCCACAAUGUGAGCCAUGUAAACCUGUCCAACACUAGAUCGAAGGUCUAUUUCUCGCCGAACCUGUACUACCUCCGAGUCAACAUCAUCGCAGCUCAGGACCUCAUCCCCUCCGACAGAGGCCGGGUGCCGGACACGUAUGUGAAGGUGCAGCUCGGGAGUCAGCUCCGCAGCACUAGGCCUUCGCAGAUGAAGACCAACAAUCCGGUCUGGGACGAUGAGCUAAUGUUUGUCGUGUCCGAGCCUUUCGAGGAUUAUAUUAUCAUCUCGGUGGAAGACAGGGUUGGACCUGGAAAGGACGAGAUCUUGGGAAGGCUGAUGAUGCCGGUUAGAAGCGUUCCUCAUAGGGUAGAUGCUGUGAAGCUCCAGGACACUUGGUUCAACCUUCUCGCACCAUCCAGGGCCGACGAGGGCGAGAAGAAGAAGGAAGUAAAGUUUUCGAGCAAGAUUUGUCUCCGGUUUUGCCUGGAAUUGGGGUAUCACGUCCUCGACGAAUCCACACAUUUCAGCAGCAAUCUUCAGCCAUCAUCGAAGCAUCUGAGAAAGCCGUGUGUUGGAUAUCUUGAACUUGGGAUCCGGAGCGCGAAGAAUUUGCACCCCAUGAAGGGAAGGGAUGGUAGGACAACCGAUGCCUAUUGCGUGGCCAAGUACGGGAACAAAUGGGCUAGAACCCGGACGCUCCUCGACACACUGGCUCCGAGGUGGCACGAGAGGUACACAUGGGAAGUGUACGAUCCCUGCACGGUGAUUACCAUCGGCGUCUUCGACAACUGGCACAUCAAUGGAAAGGAUGAAGCGAGAGACCAGAGGAUCGGAAAGGUAAGAAUCCGGCUCUCUACUCUGGAGACAGACCGGAUAUACAUCCAUCGCUAUCCCCUCCUGGUCCUCCAACCCUCCGGCUUACAGAAACGCGGAGAGCUGGAAUUGGCGUUGCGAUUCACCUGCACGGCUUGGUUCAACAUGGUGACUCAGUAUGGCAAGCCAUUGCUUCCGAAAAUGCAUUACGUGCAACCAAUACCUGUUAAGCACAUCGAUCUGCUCCGCCACCAGGCAAUGCGGAUCGUGGCAAUGAGGCUGUCGCGAGCUGAGCCACCUCUUCGGGGGGAGGUCAUCGAAUACAUGCUGGAUGUGGACUACCACAUGUUCAGCCUAAGGAGGAGCAAGGCCAAUUUUUGCCGCAUAAUGUCGCUCCUUUCCGGGGUAACAGCAAUUUGCCGAUGGUACAGUCAGAUAUGCUACUGGAGCAAUCCGAUCACUACCUGUCUUGUCCACGUGCUUUUCACGAUUCUGGUUUGCUACCCGGAGCUGAUCUUGCCCACGAUUUUCCUUUAUCUUUUCGUGCUCGGGAUAUGGAACUAUCGUUUCAGGCCGAGGCAUCCGCCCUGCAUGGAUCCUCGGCUUUCACAGGCAGAGUUUACUAGUCCAGACGAGCUGGACGAGGAAUUCGAUACUUUUCCAUCAUCGAAACCGACAGAUAUCGUGAGGGCGAGGUAUGAUCGCCUGAGGAGCGUCGCAGGAAGAGUACAGUCAGUGGUAGGAGAUUUAGCGACGCAAGGAGAAAGAGCUCAGGCUUUACUGAGCUGGCGGGAUCCAAGAGCAACGGCUAUAGUAAUCAUUUUCGCGCUGAUCUUGGCAGUCGUCCUAUAUGUUACGCCAUUUCAGGUAGUGGCGAUGCUGGCGGGACUGUAUUCGCUAAGACAUCCCCGUUUCAGGACCAAGAUGCCCUCCGUGCCGGUGAAUUUCUUCAAGAGAUUGCCUGCCAAGUCCGAUAAGCUUCUAUGAAAUCGAGAUUGUUUGUGGUUCACUUUUUCCUCUUAGUCAGUACUUUGUAAAUCGGAAGUGGUCAAGCGAAUAAACCCUGUAUUAACACCGGAUUUCUCCCUUGAAAUGGUAUUUUCGUCUGGUGCA
Molecule: messenger RNA, 3706 nt
Organism: Eucalyptus grandis
Lineage: Eukaryota; Viridiplantae; Streptophyta; Magnoliopsida; Myrtales; Myrtaceae
Product: FT-interacting protein 7
Exons: 2
Coding region: 533-3580 (1015 amino acids)
Source: RefSeq, a predicted model, not a curated record